AUGAAGUUGCCCCAUUUAGAGCCCGAGGAAUUUAUAGUCUGUGCAGAUCAAGGCCCAUUAAGGGAGCGGAUUUUUCACUUCUCACCUACGUCGUUGGCUAAUCUCAAAGCCAAGGCUAACCAAGAAUGUGAAACCAACAAUGUUAUAUCGUCGUUUCAAGCCUUAAGUGCUCUUGUGUGGAGAUCCAUCACCCGGGCUCGAAACCUACCUUCGGAUCAACCAACCACUUGUUCCUUUUCAAUUGGUGCACGGAGUAGGUUUGAACCGCCUUUAUCUGAUGAGAAUUUUGGAAAUUACAUUGGCGGAGCUCAAUGGAUUUGCAAUGUAGAGGAGUUAUUGGGCCAUGAUUUGGGCUGGGUUGCAAUGAAUUUGCGAAAGUGUAUUAUGGCCCAAGAUGGAAAAGCUAUACUUGGUAUGUACCAGUUUUUCGCUAAAUCCCCAAUAGUGUUUACGCCAGACAAACAAGAUUUUCAUGGGCCAAACAAAGUGGUCAUAGGAGGAUCGGCAUGA
Chenopodium quinoa (quinoa) is the source of this 510-nucleotide messenger RNA. RefSeq names its product protein ENHANCED PSEUDOMONAS SUSCEPTIBILTY 1-like. The record is from RefSeq and is a predicted model, not a curated record. NCBI's taxonomy places the organism in Eukaryota, Viridiplantae, Streptophyta, Magnoliopsida, Caryophyllales, Amaranthaceae. Bases 1 to 510 code for a protein of 169 amino acids. The transcript has a single exon.